Oryza brachyantha (malo sina) is the source of this 1272-nucleotide messenger RNA. RefSeq names its product AUGMIN subunit 2. The transcript is spliced from 6 exons. Gene Ontology annotation, cellular component: mitotic spindle microtubule. Bases 150 to 944 code for a protein of 264 amino acids. Lineage: Eukaryota; Viridiplantae; Streptophyta; Magnoliopsida; Poales; Poaceae. Gene Ontology annotation, biological process: spindle assembly; microtubule nucleation; microtubule organizing center organization. The record is from RefSeq and is a predicted model, not a curated record.
GGGAACUUAUCCAGCCGGCGACUCGAAAGCGCGACGCGCACCACUCAGCUCACCAAACGGUGACGCGUACGGCCGCGCUACCGGCGGCAGCGGCGGCGAGGGCAGGGGCAGCGCGGCGCCACACCCUCGAGCCCGGCGCCGGUGACCCCAUGGCGGCGGCGCAGAAGCCGACCAAGCGGCUGGGCGGCAUGGCGGAGGCGCUCUCCAUCGCCGCCGACCUCGGCUUCCCCGCCCCUCCCGCUCAGGAAGAUCAGGGCAACUCAGACAAAAGCGAUGAUCUGGUGAGGGUCUUGAGGGAACUGACUGUCGUGCAGCGGAACAUUGCCAAUUUGCAAGUGGAGUUACAAGGCAGAAAGGAUGACAAAAAUAUUGCUCAUUUGACUCAUGUUAGUGAAAUGGAGAAAAAGUGUGAAUCUUUGGCCAGAAUCACUGCAAUAUUGAAAGAUGUAAUCCAAAACAAGGAUCGGAUUAUUGCUCGGCUCCAACAACCUUACUCCCUUGAUUGCAUUCCUGUUGAAGCUGAAUACCAGAAACAAUUCUCAGAGCUACUUCUGAAAGCGGCAAGUGACUAUGGGGCACUGACAGCAUCAGUAGGUGAUUUCCAGUGGAGCCAAAACUUUAGAGAAUCACCUGCUGUAUGGGGGGAAAUGCUGCGACCGAUACCUGCUGCACUUGCUUCGUGCACACGAUUCUUUGAGGCCAUGUCUGCGAUGAGGGAAUCCUUCUCUACACUUCAGAAGUUACGUGUCGGCCAUUCUUCUCUGUCAAUGACCCCGGGUGGCUCCAGUGACGGUUCAAAGUUCUUGACGCCACCUCAGUGGAGAGAGGGCUCAAUGCUUGAUAGCUGGAAGCAAGUGGAGGACGCAAACCCUGAAAGUGAAGGACUUGAUGGCAUGGACCAGAGGAGGUUGUCAUGGCCGUCCUCCAUCAAGAGGGACCUGUAGGAUUCUGAGGUUCACCAAACAGAUACUACAUAUAUUUGCGUGUUGUAUAAAUAGGAAUCUGGGGUUUCUUUACUUCUGUGUGGCUACCGUUGAAUCACUUGCGAAAGCUCCCUUUGGCUGGUGAUACUGACACGAUGAAUGAUCGUUUGUGAAGCUGAAUGAUGUUAGAGAUGAUUUGUAAGUUAAAUGUAACAAACUACCUGGGCGUUACGCGGAAAUACAUGUGCCGAUACUUCCAGUUCGCACGUGAACUUCUUUUAUUGCAUUUGAAUAAAAAAAGAAUAUAGUAUGGUGAUAAUCACUAAACUGUAUUGAUACUUUGAUAGUA